Molecule: messenger RNA, 663 nt
Organism: Leishmania braziliensis MHOM/BR/75/M2904
Lineage: Eukaryota; Euglenozoa; Kinetoplastea; Trypanosomatida; Trypanosomatidae
Exons: 1
Coding region: 1-663 (220 amino acids)
Biological process (GO): protein stabilization; protein import into mitochondrial matrix; protein folding
Cellular component (GO): mitochondrion
Molecular function (GO): zinc ion binding; protein-folding chaperone binding
Source: RefSeq, a predicted model, not a curated record
AUGCCCCGCGGCUCGCACGUCGGCACCCGUAUUUUCAGUGCUCUGGACCAAAGAUUGCAGCCAGCGCUGCGGACGCGGACGUGUUGCGCAUCCUUUUCCGUGUCGUCUUUGGUUGCCGCUUCCCGCCGCUGGUGCUCAACUGGGUCGUUGUCCAGUAACGCUUCAAACCCCCGCCAUUCACAGGCAAAGACACCGUCGACGGACCCAUCAGCCGUAGCGUCCACUAGCCUCGCUGCACACCACGAUGCCACCGCCUCUGCCACAUCAGUGGAGGAGCAGCUCAAGAUGCUCUCUCCGGAAGACCAAGAGCACAUUAUUGCCGCCUUGAACGCACCGGAGAAUGAGAAGAGCUCCGUCAUGGGCGGCACAGGUAUCGGCCCAGCUAAUGGUGACAUGGUGGCAGCUUUUACCUGCGGUCCGUGUGACUACCGCAUGGUCAAGCGCUUCAGCAAGCAUGCCUAUACCAAGGGCAUUGUCAUUGUAGAGUGCCCCAACUGCCGCUCGAAGCACCUGCUGGCCGACAACCUUGGCUGGAUGGAAGACACGGCCACCAACAUCGAGGACAUCUUGAAGGCUAAGGGCGAGAGCUUCGUCCGCAUUGGGGAAACAGAGGGCGACUACCAGGUGGUGGCGGACCCAGCAGUGGGUGCAUCCUCUCCGUGA